This is a messenger RNA of Aspergillus nomiae NRRL 13137, 576 nucleotides long. Its product is annotated as polyamine transporter. Gene Ontology annotation, biological process: transmembrane transport. The record is from RefSeq and is a predicted model, not a curated record. Gene Ontology annotation, molecular function: transmembrane transporter activity. The coding region runs from base 1 to 576 and encodes 191 amino acids. The transcript has a single exon. NCBI's taxonomy places the organism in Eukaryota, Fungi, Ascomycota, Eurotiomycetes, Eurotiales, Aspergillaceae.
AUGGCCUUCUUCACCAUGACAGCCUGGGUGGGAAUCAUCAGCGCUCAAGUCUACGGCUUCUUCUUCAACGACAAGACACCUCUCUGGCUCGCCCGUCGCCGCGGCGGAACCUGGCACACCGAGUACCGCCUGGCAAACACCAUCCUGCCGAGCAUCAUCCUCCCCAUCGGGCUCGGGAUCUACGGCGCCGGCCUCCAAUACCACCUCCACUUCAUGGUGUUGGCGCUGGGCUCGUUCCUGAUCUGGUUUGGAGCGAUGCUUGCCCUCCCGGUCUGCUAUAACUAUAUCAUCGAAUGCUUCCUGAAUAACCCGGUCGAGGCCUCGGUGUCGCUGAACGCGUAUCGAGUCUCGUUCGGCCUGAUGUCCGUGUUCAUCGUCACGCAGUGGCAGUCUUCUGUUGGCGUGGGCUGGAUGUGGGGAAUGGGCGCGUUCCUGAUUGUUUUUGUCGAUAUUAUCAUGGCGGGAAUUAUCUUAAAGGGUCAUCUGGUGCGCAAGUGGACUGCUACGCUCGGUAGCUCUUUGGAUGUUACUGAGGAUGGAGCGAAUAUCAGUGCCAAGAAGGAGGGUGGUGUGUGA